ACCUGUGGCUACAAACGGUGCUUUGCAAGAUGGCGGAAACGAGACGAGAUGCAGAUUUGUAAACAAAAAAUAUCUACCCUUCAUGGUUUUAUGGUCGAGAAAACAAGUGAUAAUUAUAAUGUAGCGUAGCUGUUAGAAGUAUAACGAAGAUAUGAAUGCUAGAGGAAACAGGGCAAUCACGGCUCACAUGCUGAAGCUGGAAACAGGAGAAUUUGAGCUCGGGAGUAUCCAUAGUUUGGAUCUGUCAAAUAUGGGUAUCCAAGACCUUAGCAUCGUCGGACAGUGUACUGGCUUACUAUACCUUAAUUUGUCGUCAAACAAUAUCACAAGCCUUACGCAGCUGGGGAAUUUGAAACUUCUUGAGAUGUUGGACUUGUCAUCAAAUAAGAUCUCAUCUCUCAAUGGAAUGGAGAAUCUAACAAACUUGGGCUCAGUCAACCUUGCCAGUAAUAUGGUCAUGAGCAUUGAUGAGUUGCAGUGUCUUUCUGAUCUUGAGAAUUUGACUAAGCUACGUUUGCAGGAUUUUGUUCGGAAGCAGUCAAAUCCAGUUUGUCAGAGCACAAAAGACUACAAGAAAAGAGUGCAAGAGAUUCUUCCUAAUCUAAAAGUCUUGGAUGGGGAACUGUUAACAGGCAGUGGAAGCGAACUGUAUGCAAUAUGUGAUGAAAUGGAAGCCAUCCUUCAAGAGCAUGAUGAGGCACCAGGGGAUCCACUGGCCUUCAAAACAGUUCCUUGGGACAUUGAGAAACUAUGUGAGCCAAGCAAAACUUUAAACCGUAGCGAAGAGGAGGCCAAACGUGGUUUUGAAGAAGUUUUAUCCCACUGCAGGAAGAUAAAUGAAGAAGCCCUUAAGAGUGUUAAGGAUGCUAACGAAGCACUGUGGUCACCAACACAAACCUAGUGUAAUGUAAUUGUGGAUUAACUUUUUACCUUUUAUUAGUGCACGACAUGGUGGCUUACUGUAUAACUUAUUUGGAGUUUGCCUAGGCAGGACCUCAUGUCUGUUAGCAACCCCCUUGACACACCAUGAAGGUAGCCUUUAAAUAAAUAUAGUUUAAUAUUA
Messenger RNA from Nematostella vectensis (starlet sea anemone), 1063 nucleotides. RefSeq names its product leucine-rich repeat-containing protein 61. Gene Ontology annotation, biological process: outer dynein arm assembly. The transcript is spliced from 11 exons. Lineage: Eukaryota; Metazoa; Cnidaria; Anthozoa; Actiniaria; Edwardsiidae. Gene Ontology annotation, molecular function: protein binding. Bases 152 to 901 code for a protein of 249 amino acids. The record is from RefSeq and is a predicted model, not a curated record. Gene Ontology annotation, cellular component: cytoplasm.